This is a messenger RNA of Plectropomus leopardus (leopard coralgrouper), 7325 nucleotides long. It is a transcript of the gene slc9a1a, whose product is annotated as solute carrier family 9 member A1a. Gene Ontology annotation, biological process: potassium ion transmembrane transport; sodium ion import across plasma membrane; regulation of intracellular pH. Gene Ontology annotation, cellular component: plasma membrane. Lineage: Eukaryota; Metazoa; Chordata; Actinopteri; Perciformes; Serranidae. Gene Ontology annotation, molecular function: potassium:proton antiporter activity; sodium:proton antiporter activity. The record is from RefSeq and is a predicted model, not a curated record.
CUCCGCGAAAGGGUGUGCGUUUUGAAGGUUGUAUGAAGCAAAACACCACCGCAGACAGGAGCUGUCGCCACUUGGCUUGACACCCCGGGACGAGCCUCUAACGCCGGGUCAACGCACACCACAAGUCUCCCCCCUUCUCUCGUCCUCCCUCUUGAGCACAGCCCCCCGACCAAGGUCUUGUCCUCUCGGGAGCACAGAGGAAAUGCCGCAUUCACGGACAUUGAUAUCAAAAAGUUAAAAUACUUGGGGGUACGCGGCAAAAUGCACUGUGGCAGUAGUGUAGCUUCUCUUCAAGGUCAGUAUCUGAGCACCGCCGCCUCACGGACGCGUUUUUUGGGAAGACGGAGGGAAGAAGAGGCGUGGAGGGGGAUGCCACUGUGUCUCGCUUGCCUCCAGCAUCAACAAUGACAUCUUUUCACCAACGAGGGCAUUGAUAGUCACUGACACAUAAACUUGUGGAAUACCGCUGUGAAAAAAACAAGAUAAGCUAGAUUUGCUUUUUUGAGCGUACUUGUUGUAAAAAGAAACUCUUCCCAGCACCUUGGCGUUUCCUGGUUCCCCCCCUCCGACGGCCUGUAUCGGUGCGUCUGUUCACCUGGCUACACCGCUGAAGUGAAGCUAGCUAACGUCAACGGACACAAUGGAGUUCUGGUUCGGUUUAAGCUAGCCAAACCGACUGUUAAAGUCCGUUAGAAUGUUCGACGGUUGAAGUCGUUGAAACACCGUAUCGAUACGAAGUUGUAAUCAACUUCCUUGAACUUGCUUGUUUUUUAAGCGGACUUGCACCAACUUAUAUCUUUCGCCUCUUUUUUUUUCAAUUCAACAACAUGCCUUCGAGGACAGGUUUACACAGCCCGGCUGGCAUCGGGAGGAGUCUAUCGGAGCGGAGGCUGUUCCUGGUGAUGGUUUUGGUGCUACUGGUGGGCUUCGUGCUUCCCCUCGGAGCUGCCAGCCCUCCGGAUAACUGCCACACGGAAAAAGUUGCGGACAAGGUGCAUAACUUCACCAAAAAGGCGUUUCCUGUGCUCGACCUCGACUACCAUCACAUACAGACCCCCUUUGAAAUCUCACUAUGGGUGCUGCUGGCCUCCUUAAUGAAAUUAGGGUUCCACCUGAUUCCUCGUCUGUCUGGUAUCGUGCCAGAGAGCUGCCUGUUGAUUGUGGUGGGUCUGCUGGUGGGGGGGCUCAUCAAACUGGCCGGAGAACAGGUCCCCCCAGUGCUGGACUCCAGAUUGUUCUUCCUCUGCUUGCUGCCGCCAAUUAUUCUAGAUGCUGGCUACUUCCUGCCCAUCCGUCCCUUCAUGGAGAACCUGGGCACAAUCCUGAUGUUUGCUGUUGUGGGGACCUUGUGGAACGCCUUCUUCAUCGGGGGUCUGCUGUAUGCUGUGUGUCAGAUCCAACCAGCUAAUCCAUCAGAACUCCACCAGCUAGAGUUGCUGCCUUGUCUGCUGUUCGGCUCCAUCAUCUCAGCUGUGGAUCCUGUUGCUGUGCUGGCUGUGUUUGAGGAGAUACACAUCAAUGAACUGUUGCACAUCCUGGUGUUUGGCGAGUCACUGCUCAACGAUGCUGUCACUGUGGUGUUAUACCACCUGUUUGAGGAGUACUCAGGUGCUGGCACAGUGACAGUGAUGGACUGUUUCCUGGGAAUCAUCUCCUUCCUGGUGGUUUCGUUGGGUGGUGUUCUAGUGGGAGCUAUCUAUGGGAUCCUGGCCGCCUUCACCUCACGCUUCACCUCCCACACACGAGUCAUAGAGCCACUUUUUGUCUUUGUGUACAGCUACAUGGCCUAUCUGUCAGCUGAGAUGUUCCACCUUUCUGGCAUCAUGGCGUUAAUAGCAUGUGGAGCAGUGAUGCGACCGUAUGUCGAGGCCAAUAUAUCCCACAAGUCCCACACCACCAUCAAGUACUUCCUAAAAAUGUGGAGCAGCGUCAGCGAGACACUGAUCUUCAUCUUUCUGGGUGUGGCCACGGUGGACGGACCUCAUGCCUGGAACUGGACCUUCGUCACCGUCACUGUCAUCCUGUGUCUGGUGGCAAGGGUCAUAGGUGUGGUUGGUCUGACCUUUGUGAUCAACAAGUUCCGUAUUGUCAAGCUGACCACUAAGGACCAGUUCAUCGUGGCCUAUGGUGGUCUGCGAGGUGCCAUCGCCUUCUCCCUCGGCUUCCUGCUGGAUAAGAACCACUUUGCCAUGAGAGAGAUGUUCCUCACUGCCAUCAUCACUGUGAUCUUCUUCACUGUCUUUGUUCAGGGCAUGACCAUCAAACCCCUGGUGGAGCUGCUGGCAGUGAAGAAGAAACAGGAGGCGAAGCGGUCGAUUAAUGAGGAAAUUCACACCCAGUUUCUUGACCACUUGCUGACUGGAAUCGAGGACAUUUGUGGACACUAUGGACACCACCACUGGAAGGACAAACUGAACCGCUUUAACAAGAAGUACAUCAAGAAGUGCCUGAUUGCAGGCGAACGCUCCAAGGAGCCACAGCUCAUCGCUUUCUACCACAAGAUGGAGAUGAAACAGGCCAUUGAGCUGGUGGAGAGCGGAGGGGGAGUCAAGCUGCCUUCUGCUGUGCCUUCCACAGUUUCCAUGCAGAACAUCCAGCCCAAGAAGCCUCCUCCUGCCAAGCCUGCAGAGAGAGCGCUGCCCCAGCUGCCUAAAGGCCGAGAGGAGGAGAUCAGGAAGAUCCUCAGGAGUAACCUUCAGAGGACGCGUAUGAGGCUGCGCUCCUACAACAGACACACUCUGGUGGCUGAUCCAUACGAGGAUGGCUUAGGUGACUUCCUUAUGAAGAAGCAAAAGAUGAUCGAGCUGGAGAAGAAGAUAAAAGACAUGAAUAACUACCUGACGGUGCCUGCUGCUCCCCCUGACUCCCCAACCAUGUGUAGAGCCAGACUGGCCUCAGACCCACAGGCCUACAGCGUAAAGCCGGGGUCAGACAGUGUGCCGACCAUCCAGGUAGACCUGGCGUCCCCUCAGUCUCCAGACUCUGUUAACAUGAUGGAUGAGUUGAGACGAGCUGGCCAGCAGCAGCAGGACGAGGAGCAGGGCCUCAUGAUGAAGCCUCCCUCAGGACCUAACAAGCCAGGUGAGGCAGACACAGGCAGAGACCAGCAGAAGCUGAUGAGGUGCCUGAGUGACCCCGGUCCCAGCGCGGAUGAGGAGGAGGACGAACCCUUCCUGCCUUGAUAUGGCAGACAGGAUAUGGAGGGGUCAGGCUGCAUGCCCUCACUGAUUAGAGAAGAGGGGGCUGCUUCACCGCUCUGCUCUAAAUAAUCUCUUUGGUUCAGAAACCAAACAAGCCAAAACUGCUAAUGCUGUACGAAACCAGAAACAAAAAGCAAAAGAAGAUUGUCUGAAAAAAGAAAGAGCCAUUAGUUUAGUAUCAUCGCUCUUUAUUUUUUUAGACGGGAUCUGAACAGCAGUCGCUGCUAUCUGAGAUAUGGUGGAGUUUAUGGUUGAUAGUCUGAGACAUUCAGGAAAGAACUAUGCAUUACCAAAGGUUUGGACUGUUUUAGUGUCAGAUUUUGUCAUUUUUACUUUAGUGUCAGACCGUUUUUCUUUUUUAAUGACUGCAUAGUUGUUAGUUUUUAUGUUUAUUCAUGAUUUUUCCACUUUUUCUGUCUUCAAAGCUCAAUUCUUUGAGACAUGCUGGGCCUCUAGUCCUAAAUUUAAUUCACAAAGCAAACUGCUUCAAUCCAGUUUUCUUUUUCAAAGACGGCACUUGAGUCGAAAGUGCUUGUUUUAAUCCAAUAUCUCAUUAAAACUGUUCUUUCAUUCUGUCACUUGAAAUUGCUGGAUAUUCAAACAUUUAGAGUGUAUGUAGUUUAAAAUCUUUGGCCUUAUUUUAUGUCAACCUUUUCACUUGGUGCAUUUUAAGCUCUGUCUUUUUUAAAAAGUGUAUUUUUAAUUUCAGGGGUACUAACAUCUGUUUGCAAUCACAGUUUGUUCCAGUGUGCUUGAGAUCGAGGCUAAAAGCUGGAUGUUUUUAGUCACUGUGUAAAAGAACCACAGUUCUUUGUAGUCGUGCUUAGGACCUGCGGCCUUGUCCUGCAGCAUUGGAGGAAGUAAUGUGGACUUAAAAAACUGCAAUCAUUUGCAAAUAUUUCUGACCUAUAUUCAUUUGAAAACAAUACAAAGACAAGAUAGUGGAUGUUCAAAAUGUAAUUAGCUUUAUUUUUUGUAAAUUUACACUUCUGAAUUUCAUGCUUGCAGCACAUUCUAAAAAAUUUGGGACAGGGGCAUGUUUCCCACUGUGUUGUAUCACCUUUUCUUUUGACAACACUUAAUAAGCAUUUGGCAGCUGAGGACACUAAUUGUUUCCCUUUCUUGCUGGAUAUACGACUUCAGUCGCUCAACAGUCCAGGGCCUCAGUUCAAAUUGCUACAGGCAUCACGUUCAGAAUGGGUGUUUGGCCCUGUUUACACCUUCUAUUAACAUGUGUUUUGGAUGAUCAGAUCUAAUGUGAAAAGCUCCAGGUACCGGUGUGAAUGCAUCCAGUGCAUCCUCUAUGCGUCUUAAGAUCCGAUCACUCAGACCACAUUCAUAGGUGGUCUGUGCAGCAUAUGGCCACAUUCUUUCAGGAUUGUAAGCUACUAUGUCAGGGGUCACAUUCAAGGACCGCCUACUCAGAUCGUGUCCUUGCUUAUCAACUCCCCGCCAGUAGAGGCGGCACUGAAGGACCAUCCACGUAGCCACUAUCCUCCCAGCAAAAAGUCACCUCAGUGUCUGUUAACUCAAGCUUACACAGCAGCAGCUGUUAAACAACCCCAAGAAACUCACACCAAAGUCAGAACAACCCGACCCUGUCCGUUAAUAACUGUUUGGUAGCAGCUAGCCCUGCCACUCUGUGUGUGCUGGACCUUAAAAUACAUCCAGGUUGCGGGCAAAGUCUCACCAGUUUGUGUGUAGCACGACAAACCUCCUGCCAGUUAAAAACAACAAUACGUUUGGCCUUUGCAAAUGUAGUGAUGUAUAAGUUUAUUUGACUAUAGAGAAGAAAGUGGGAUCCAAUCGCAAGUGGUCACUGAAGAUGGAUGUGGAGACGUGUUCUGAUGCUACGUAUAAAAAGACAUGAAUUUACUCAAGACGCAUGAUACAUGAUACAGUGUGAUAAAACAGGCUCUAUAUUUACAAAAACAAACUUUAUCAGUUUGAACAUCAAAUCUAUUGUCUCUGUGCUGUAUUCAAUUGAAUAUAGGUCAAAAAGGAUUUGCAAAUCACUGCAUUCUGCUUUCAUUUACAUUUUACGAAGCGUUCAGCUGUUUUUGUACUAGGGGUUGUACAAUCGUGGAGUAACGUUGAGUGUUCGGGCGACAGAUAGUGAUGCAGCGCAGAGGUUUUGAUGUCAUUGAUCAGGUUUGAUUCCCCAUCCAAGUCUUCUGAAGUUAAAUCACGUGUUGUCACGUUUCUGUGUAGAUGUUUUGUGUUUUACCUCAGUUUUUGAACACCCUUUAAAGCUCACGUAGGGGUUAAGUUGUCAGAGUAGGUGUCUCUCUUAUUGAUGUAGUGAAUAAGUGCCCAUCUAACACCUCACCUUCACACUCCUCAUAUUUUUUUAACUUUAGGACCACAUGAGCUGAUUUUAAUAAUAUCGGAUGAAAACACUCACUUCCUUUAACAUGCCUGUUUGCGUUCUUCAGUUUAAUGGCCUUAACAAGAAGCAUUUGUGCUCCACAUCACUGUUCAGCUCGUUGCACCACAAGUGGAGAUUAGUUUGUACAGGAAUCCAUCCACACCUCUUGAAAUCUAAGACUAUAGGCAUGACAUGGCAAAAAAUAGUAAUUCUAUGCAGUAUAGAUGUGUAAAAUAUGUAAAUUAAUGAAAACAUCCUAUAUUUAUGAAUACCCUUUAAAACUGAACUCUUGUUAUCUUGUAAAAAUGCAACACAUUGAGGCAAAACACUGCAAAAUUCAAAGCUUAAAUCCAACACGGGCAUUAAAAUAUACUGUCACAAAAUAGUUUUUGGACAUCUAAACGAGACUGCAAAGUUUCUUCUGCGGGCACGGCAGCAUAGUCUUGUGUUUUGUUGAUACCGUAGGUCUUUCUCUGCUGUGCUGUAUGCUGUUGUACAGUGUGUCACAUACAUUGGGUGUCUUUUUUUUAAACGACCGGUCCGUGAAUGGGAACAUGAAAUGAUUUGUUUUAAAGUGUUAAUGCGAUGAUUUGCUUAUUCAUAUCCAUUUGAACACCUUGUGUGCCACAACCAACAGUUAGAUUGUAAACCCACACGUAUUCUUUCAGCAAAAUCACUUCACUACAUAAACAGUGUAGUUUCUUCAUCCAAAGACAGGACGCAAACUUGAGCACUGAAACAGAGUCUCUCCCUGAGUGAGUCACUGCUCCAGUUUUCUGGCUGUGUUCUAGAUCUUAGUGACCAUUGAAUCCUUCCUGAUCCUCUUACAUCCAGAAGGCUUACAUUACAGCUGAGAGCAACGAGCAGAAAACCCUGACAGGUUGUUGUUCUUUUUCCUUAACUCUUCUUCUCUAAUACAUCUCUAAAUGGCUUGCUGUGCUUACUAUAGCGAGGGUAAGAGGAUAUUUUCUGUGCACUCAUGUAAAUCCGGGUGUGUAACUGUGAAAAUAUGAGCGUACUUGUGCUGUUGUCGAGUGAUUUUGGUCCCUUUUGCCCCUGACAAUUUUCCUGCUCCCCAAUUUCUUAAAGGAUAAUUUCAGCUGAGAGUUGGGAGGGUCAAACCUUAAAGCAUCUCAUUUCCCUGUCUCGACCAAAUUUAAUUUACUGUCGGAAAUGUCAGCGUGUGUGACGGAGUGCUCCAGUGGAGAACUGUGCUGAAAAUGUCAACAAGGACAGGGUCAAAGAGAGAACGGUUGUUUAAAACCCAAAAGUGACAAGCCAAAUGACAUGCAGCACUUUGCCCAUCUUCGAAUCCUCCUUUUAUUGCUGCUUAAAGGACAGUGAUACUGAAACGCUGCGUUGAAUUUAUGAGGUUCUAAAAUGGUGUAUAAACUGCAGCUACAAGACGCCCGAGAACUGUUUCACUCCAUCAGUGAAUGGUUGCUUAAUGCACUGCUGUUGGGAAUGUUUCUGUAUCAUCUUCCAAGAUGCUCUUUGAUUUGACUUCAAUUUUAUGGCAGGUUGUUGCUCAUUUAACCCUUAAGAGCUCUGCGGAGACUGAUAAGUAGGUUUAAUGAAUGUUGCAGCAAGUAAUGCAUUGUAAACACACUUCCACUUCUGAAUACAUGUAACUGUGUGUAUGCAAAGCAGGUCAGUCUCAGUGAAUAUGCAUCAUGCUCUGUAGAUGGUGUGUUUUUCAUAUUAAAAUGGAUGAUGAAAGGUCCAGUGUGUAGGACUGAGGGGCAUCUCUUGGCAGA